This is a messenger RNA of Colletotrichum chrysophilum, 1986 nucleotides long. RefSeq lists its product as uncharacterized. Lineage: Eukaryota; Fungi; Ascomycota; Sordariomycetes; Glomerellales; Glomerellaceae. The record is from RefSeq and is a predicted model, not a curated record. Bases 1 to 1986 code for a protein of 661 amino acids. The transcript is spliced from 6 exons.
AUGUCGAGCGGCAUGCAUCUCAUGAGCCCAAGCGAUAUUGUUGGGCCUUCACCUGUCACCUCGACUGGCACAGAGACGACGGAAAUCGAAGAUGAAGAAGCAGAAGAAGCUCAGGCUCGACCAACAAUUGCCAAUCCUUUGCCUCACCCCCAGACUGGCAGCGAAGAGGCUGUUUCAGUCAUCCAUGCGCCCGAAAGCUUCCACAGCUGGGUUUCAAAUGACCCUACUGUCAAGCCAGACCAGGCUAGCGAGCAGUCAUCGCCAAAGUCUGACGCGAAGUCGUCAUCACCGAGGUCUGCAAAGUCUGCGAAGGCUGAUGUCAGAACGUCGCCGAAGACUGAUACAAUGAGCCUUCCGCCUGUUACAGAACAUGCAUCCAAGUCGAGAUCUCCCGGACUGCCUACUCCUCCUCCACUCUCCACGGAUGUCAGGCCUGUACGCUACAGCAUCGACAGUGCCACGCCACGAGCACAGGAUCUACAAGAUAUGCUGAGCGAGUCAUCCAGGCUCCGCUCAAGCAGCACUAGCAGCCUCGAGAAAAUCGAUGAAAGGAGGGGAGAAGAAACCGACGCCGAAACUUACGAUGAAUACUACGCCACCCCCGGUCUGCCAUAUGAGGCCGAAGAGAUCACGGCACUACGAACUGCACUUCACGAGUGCUGGACGCUAUGCAACACCUUGGCAAAUCUGAGCUCUAUCCACCGGAUGAGGGUCUUCAACAGCUCAGGAACCCCGGACGCACACGAGAAGGCGUGGAUGGCCUGUUGGAAGCUUUGCCAAAGGCUCUAUGACAACCAGGACGAGGACUUGUAUGGUCACAACGUACGAGAGAAUCUCGACCUUUGCCGUGACUUCUGUCAGUCACUCUUCGAUGUCCGACAGAAGAAGGAUGAAGUUGCCGAUUCAAUUCUCCGGGUUAGCUUCGAGCUCAAUAACCAUCUGUACAGCGCUCAGGAUAUACGAAAUUUGCCAGAACAGUUUCGGGAACGAACGCUGGAUUUCUAUAUCACACUUUGUCAUCGGCUGAUGAAGCAACGAAGCGAGUUGGCCGAGGAGACUGACUCUUUACUGAAAGCCUGCUGGUCACUAGCCGAGAUGCUUUUCAGCUUGAGACAGAACAGGCGAGAUGGAAGGGCCCCCGACGAGGAACUCCUCGGGUCAGCAGUACAGGCUUGUUGGGAAUUGUGCGAUCUCUUCAGAGAUGGAUGGACUCAAGUCCGUCCAGAUCGCAACACCCCGAGGCCAAGUCAGACAAAUUUCUUCGGCCACCAACAAAACUUUGAACAGCCGUCAGGCCGAGAUAGCAGAGCAUCCAACCGUUCUUCCUACUCGAAGCGAGAAAGCCACAAGAGCGUUGUGGAGGAGCGCACGAGGAAGCCUCCUCCAGUGCCCGAGACUCCGGUCACGGAAUUCGAAGACACCCCAAUCUCUCCAGAGAGUCAAUCGCCACGAGUUCCCAACAUCUUGGUCCUCGGUACCACCUCCGACAGUGGCCGUGGAGGCCGUUGGUCGAGCAGCGCUUCCCAGCUGUCAAGCUACUCACAAAGCAGCAACAAGACAUCAAGCACGGCCACGACAACUACUGCAGGCGACGACAGCAACACCAGUAGAAUCAAGGCUCUCGUUAUCAAGGCGGCUAUGAACGUUGGCUACGCCCGAGAUCCAGCGCUCGACAACAAAUCCGAGAAGGCCGCCUUGCAGGCCUUCGUGAAGCAGAUGCCCACGGGUUCUUUCGGUUCCCUCCCGGCUCAUGCUACGUUGCUGCAGAACUACAAGAACCUCGUACAGGCGGAUGCAUCGUUCCGCGGAUCUUCGCUGCUUCCGAUUCGAGGAAAGCGUAUCGCGGCAAACGACAUGGCAAGGAGUGUCAACUACAUGGCCGGCCGUGCUGCCCAAUACGUCUUUCUACGCGACCUCUACAAACUGGUGUUCAGUUUCCCCACAGAAGAGGGAGACUCGAGGAAAACAGUCAGCAUUGCCAUUUGA